AUGUCGCCGCAGCUCCUCCUCCGCCGCGUCGCCGGCGCCGGCGCCCGCCGCCAGGUACGCGGCCACCACCGCCGCCCCCUCAGCUCGGCGUCGGGGGCGGACCUCUACGGCGGCGAGAUGCGGGGGGCCCCGCAGCACGGCGAGGAGAGCAAGGCGGUGAAGGUGUCGGUGUGGUGGGACUUCGAGAACUGCGCGGUGCCCCAGAACGUCAACGUCUGCCGCGUCGCCCAGCGCGUCUCCGCCGCGCUCCGCGCCGCCGGCGUCCGCGGCCCGCUCUCCAUCACCGCCUUCGGGGACGUGCAGCAGCUCUCCCGCGCCACGCAGGAGGCGCUCGCCGCCACCGGCGUCGCCAUCUCCCACGUCCCGAGCAGUGGAAAGAAUAGUUCUGACCGGUCAUUUCUGGCUGAUCUUGUCUACUGGGUUGCUCAGAAUCCCCCACCAGCUCAUUUUUUCCUCAUAUCUGGGGAUAAAGAUUUCGCAAACAUUUUGUAUCGGUUACGAAUGAGCAACUACAACAUAUUACUUGCUUGCCCUGGUAAUAGGACUACCAGUGUACUGUGCAAUGCAGCGACAGUUAUGUGGCGUUGGGAAGCUUUAGUUAGAGGGGAAAAUUUCUCACCGAAACGUUUUAACCACCCACCAGAUGGUUUAUCUGGAUCUUGGUAUGGUCACUACAGAGGAGCCCUUGAUGACCCCUUCGUGGAGGCUGAAUCAGAAGAAACCGUUGCAACACCAGUACCAUCUGACUCCAAAUUGUGCCGAAAGACCAAAAUUCCAGUUAAGGCAAUCCCUCAACAUGUGGUUAAUAUUAUACAAAAUGUACUAAAGUCAUAUCCUGAUGGGGUGAGACUUUCGGUUCUCCUGGAAACACUCAGAAAGAGAAAUGUGCGUCUUGAUUCUGAUUACUUUGGCCACAAAAAGUUCUCUUGCCUUCUCCAAUCGAUGCCUGAUAUUGUGAAAGUUAUUCCACCUACUGAACCUCAUGAAUAUGAGCCAUCUGCAUUUCGGGUCAAUAAAAGGUUACAGGAGCCUGCUGAACAAAGUUUGAACCCCCUGAGUUCUGCUGAAAUUGAUGUCAAGGACAAUAACCUGGAUCAAGCAACACACAAUGACAAGCAACCUCCAUCCUUUGUGUCAACUUCUUUUCCUGAACAAAAUUGUGAAACCUUAAGUUCUCAACAAAGUGUCGUUGGGGAGAGAAGCUUCAAGCAGACUGUAGAUGAGAACCCAGCUGCAUCUGCUGUCUCAUCUUCACCACAAGAUGUGUUACCUGAGGAUCAACAGGAGUGCCCAGCAGCUGAUAUGAAUGCACAGACAGAAUUACCUGCCAACCACGUGGAAUUGGAUGCCUCUAGAACUCCCUCUUCCUUAGGGGUAGAAGGUACUGUCAACAGCGAUGGGCUAUUGAAAAGGAUCUUGGUACUAUGGAACGGCCCUGAGAGUACUAAGCGUGAGGUUUCUCCAUGUCAUGAAGGCACUUCUGCUGAAGUUUUUGAUUUGCAAACUCCUCAUCAAGAUCACAGUACUGAUCAAUGUAGCAGGCUUCUGGAUAGGACUGGUAAGACCUCUCCCCAUAACAUCAGCUCAGAUGGAACCAAUAACUCUGCAGCGAUAUCUGAUAACUUUUCAACUUUGUCCGGCCAUGACCCUUCUGAAAAACAUGCAGAAGAGAUGGGAACGCUAAAGAGUGCGCCAUCAGUUCUCCAGAACUCAAAACCGUGUAGUGGGUCUACAUCUGUUCCAUUGUGUAAAGCUGGAGGUGAUACCUCAAAGAUGAGUAAGGGCUUAUUUAGCUGGCUAACGGGGUGGUGGAAAACUGAAAAAUCAGAUGCAGAUAACAGAACAAUCAAUAAAAGUGUCACUGAUGAACCAAAUACGGACAUGACUGAUGAAUCUGAAUCUUUGAAGGCUUCAACUUGUGGAAGUGAGCAGCAGGUGGUUAAUAAAAUAUUCACAAAAUUUUACUUUUGGGAUGUUUUAGGAAAACACCUAUCGAAGCCCCUUGCAUCUGAGCUUGUUUCAAAAGCAAAGACGAGGGAGGAAUUGAUAAAUGGAUUGCAGAAGUUAGAAUGUUGGCCACUCAAUGGCCUUGCCGAGAAAGAUCUCAAUCAGCUGGUACAUUUGUUAGUUUCAGAAAAGAAAUGGAUCGAGGAAACUCCUUCCAACUAUUUCCCAUUUCGUGUUACACUCCCUCAAAAGAGAACAUGUGUUCCAUCAAAUUCUAGUAAAUUUGAUCUCAGUACUCUCUUCUCCAAUGGGAAACCCUUGGAGCGUGGUAAAUAUGCCGGUGACAAAGGCAGGACAAACAGAAGUCUCACAAGGGAGGAAGUAUUGUCUGAUUGCCACAAGCUGUUGAAGGACCUUCUUCUGGAACACAAACAUGGUUUUAACAUCAGCAUUUUCAAGCUCCAGUUUGCUCAGAAGAAUGGGUAUGAGCUCGACCACAAGAAGCUUGGGUACGCAGACAUUGAGUCACUGUUGCAGAUUAUGCCUGGCGUGACAGUAAAGUUUCCAAGGGUUGUACAUGCAGAAAAUGGGAAAGGUCAGGAUAGUAGCAAGGACGGUGGGAAUCAAUGUAAUGGUGACGAUUUCAUCUGGGAGGAACUGGGUCCUGUUUCUGCCACUUCCAAAACUGCUGAAGGAGUUGAUGAGGAAACAUGCUACCAGCCUCCUAACCACUCAAAAGAUGAAUUCUCUGAUAACGAGAAUCAAGCAGACCAACGGGCCAGAACUGGGCAGAACUCGCUCCUUUCAAUCAUCGAUUCCUGGAACAGGAGCAGCAGCAAGGGUGAUGGCUCCAGCAUGACACCUGAAGAGAUCGAUGGGCUCGUGGAUUGUUCCAGGAGCAGUCCAGGUUAUGUUGACACCCUGAAGGCUGCAAGGCAACCGCAGAAGCAGUACAGCUUUGUUUCUUCCGACUCGGAGGGAGAAGGCGAGAACAAGGAUAAGCUUGUAGAAAGCGUGUUGGGCAGCCUGCAGAAAGCACGGGGCGUGAAGUUGCCUAAUUGAUGAGCUGGUAAUUGCAGCUUUCAUUUUUUUCCCUUUCUUUUUGGCGACAAAAUUGCAGCAUUUAGCCCUGUGUUACCACACCGAAAGCUGACAUGCUCCUCGUUCCGGUUAUGCUCAGUCAUCAACUCCUCAAAGCAGUAGGUUAUGUUAGUGAGCUAUAUAUUUUUUCUAUUCUACUUAGUUUAAGAGGGUACUCUUAUACGAAUUCACGGUUGGUUAACCAACGAGCUUCGUUUAGUUUAUUUUGGUGAGGGUUCACUAUUAUCGAGAAGGACUGCAGUUAGUUUCCUAGUUGACAUGAUAUAAGGUGAGUUUCUACACCAGGCCAGAGAAAAACAGUUAUCUUCUGGAUUCUUUGAUGCAAUGUCUGUUGUUUGAUUCUCACAUUUGCUACAUUUGGGUCAAGAUUCGUUGUUGCA
Molecule: messenger RNA, 3428 nt
Organism: Lolium rigidum
Lineage: Eukaryota; Viridiplantae; Streptophyta; Magnoliopsida; Poales; Poaceae
Exons: 3
Coding region: 1-3009 (1002 amino acids)
Biological process (GO): regulation of gene expression
Cellular component (GO): peroxisome
Molecular function (GO): RNA nuclease activity
Source: RefSeq, a predicted model, not a curated record